AUGCGUUUGAUUUGUCAGUCCGAUUCCGAAUUUCGGAGGCGGCCCAUGCCUCCAAGAAACUGCGCCGGACUUGCGGUGAGCUUGUUCGGCGCCCUCGUGCUCCUCGCGGUUCUGCCCAGCCGCACCGGAGCCCUCGUGCACGCGAGCCAGGAUGACGCGCAGCUGAAGAGCCGGCAGGGAAUCGACUGGGGAAGGCAGAACAAGCUGCCGCCGUGGAUGACCUCCAUCACUGAGGGUGCAGAUCAGGCAAUCGCCGUGGUGCUCGGCCAGUCCCUGAAGCCCGAUGGAUCAGCGCCCCAAGUUCUGCUGGACCGGGCUGCGAUGGCCAGGAAGCUGCUGAAACAGGGGACGGUCAAGAAAGUGAUCGUGUCGGGUGGCGACCCAGCCGGGGUGGGUUUCACGGAGGCCUCCACCACUGCGCGAGUGCUGGUGAAGGCUGGGAUUCCUUUGGAAGUGAUUAUCCAAGAGUCGCAGGCCACGACCACUGCGGAGAAUGCCUGGUUUGUUCUUCGAUGGAUCCCGAAAGGGACUGGCCGGGUCUACAUCGUCACCUCGGAUUUCCAUAUGCCGCGUGCCACCUACAUCUUCCAAGAGGUCUUCAACCACUUCUAUGCGAUGAUGGAGGAGACGUACAGGGAUGAUCCGCAGUGGACGAGCCCGUCCAAGAGAUAUCCCCGUCUGGAGCUCGUGCAGGCUCCCACCGCAAGCUUCUGCGGCGCCAAUGCGAGCCUGAAUCGUGACCACACGACUGGGGCAGACAUCAACGAGUUCUCCCUGGCGAAGCGCGCGCGGGACGAGCUGAAAUUUCUGGGCUCAGGGGAGGUGAGCCGGUCGAUGUAUGGCCAGCCGCUGAGCAACAUCCUGUACAUCUGGCCGAUUCAGAUCAACGUGACCAAGGACCCCGAGAACGGUCCCAACUUCAAAGCCGCCAUGGCCACCGCGAUGAACACCGCCGAAGGCCUCUGCGAGUGCGUCUCCCCGCCACAAGAAGGUGGAGUGGAGCUUCCGUAUCCUCUGCAGCUGCCUGUGCCGCAGCAGCGCCAGGGGUCGUCCGACUGGCGUGACAUUUGCCCCGACAUGAUGGUCUAG
Symbiodinium natans is the source of this 1089-nucleotide messenger RNA. The record is from the annotation of a GenBank genome assembly. Lineage: Eukaryota; Dinophyceae; Suessiales; Symbiodiniaceae.